AUGAUACAUAAUGAUAAUGACAAGAAAGUCCUGGCAGAAGGACAGAACCUGGACAAGGUAAAGGUAGAUCCCUUACUUGGUGAUAAUCACGAGGAUGACUUGUACCCACCCCUGGACAAUAGUGCCAGGUUCGCACCACCUUUGGACGAGUCGUCCUUGCAAGCAUUGGGCAUGUUGCCCGAUGAGAUCAAGGCAUUCGUCGCCCAGCGUGACAACUACAUCAACAAGAACGCCAUCCUAAAGGAGCACGUCUGCAUGCCUGACAAGUCAUCCUUUAUCGACUACAAUCAGUUGAGCGUCCUAUCGCCCGUCCAUCCAGAGAACGCCGCUCAGCUGCUCAACAAGCUCGUGGUUGUCAAGCUCAACGGAGGUCUUGGCACAAGAAUGGGAUGCAAGGGCGCCAAGUCCUCAAUUGAAGUCGGACCUGGCAACACCUUCCUCGACAUGGCCGUCGCCCACAUUGAGCAAAUCAAUCAAGACUACAACGUCGAUGUACCUUUGGUGCUGAUGAACUCGUUCAAGACUGAUCAGCAGACGAUCAAGAUCAUCGAGAAGUACAAGUCACAUCGCGUCACCAUUAAGACCUUCUUGCAGUCCAAGUUCCCAAGAAUGUACAAAGACACACUGAACGUUGUGCCCAAGGCUGGUGCCUUCAAUGCCAAGGACUGGUAUCCACCUGGAAGUGGAGAUGUCUUUAGAAGUCUUCAGCGCUGUGGCCUUCUCGAUGAGUUCCUUGCUCAAGGCAAAGAGUACAUCUUCAUCUCCAAUGUUGAGAACCUUGGUUCAGUCAUUGACAUGCAAUUAUUGAACCAUAUGGUACAGAACAACGUUGAGUUUGGUCUGGAGAUCACUAAUAGGAUUAGCACUGAUGUCACUGGUGGAGUGUUGAUCAACUACUUGAAUAGAUUGCACUUGUUGGAGUUGUCACAAGUCAAGACUGAGAAGUUAAAGAACUUCAAGGACUUCAAAUGUUGGAACACCAACAACAUAUGGGUCAACCUCAAGGCUGUCAGCGGCCUGCUCUCUGAGAACAAGUUGGCAUUGGACUGGAUUGUAAACUACCAAAAGGAUAACACCAAGUCACUUGUACAACUUGAGACACCAGCAGGUAUGGGUAUCCAGAACUUUAAGAACUCAGUGGCUAUCAUGGUGCCACGUGGCCGCUACAGACCAAUCAAGUCGACGAGUCAGCUGUUCAUAUCACAGUCCAAUCUAUUCCAGUUUGACCAUGGCCAGAUGGUAUUGAACCCAUCGCGCGACUCUACAGACGUGCCACUGGUGAAGCUCGGUGAGGAGUUUGCCACAGUGUCGGACUAUGAGCGACGCUUCAAAUCCAUCCCAGACCUGCUUGAGUUGGACCAUCUUACAGUGUCGGGAGACGUCUACUUUGGCACCAACACCACUUUAAAGGGCACGGUGAUCAUCGUUGCCAAUCAUGGUGAGCGUAUCGAUAUCCCAGAUGGAGUGACUCUCGAGAACAAGAUCAUCUCUGGUACACUUCGCAUCAUGGAUCACUAG
Messenger RNA from Acytostelium subglobosum LB1, 1518 nucleotides. RefSeq lists its product as hypothetical. Gene Ontology annotation, biological process: glycogen metabolic process; UDP-alpha-D-glucose metabolic process. The transcript has 4 exons. Gene Ontology annotation, molecular function: UTP:glucose-1-phosphate uridylyltransferase activity. Gene Ontology annotation, cellular component: cytoplasm. The record is from RefSeq and is a predicted model, not a curated record. The coding region runs from base 1 to 1518 and encodes 505 amino acids. Lineage: Eukaryota; Evosea; Eumycetozoa; Acytosteliales; Acytosteliaceae.